Molecule: messenger RNA, 2465 nt
Organism: Danaus plexippus (monarch butterfly)
Lineage: Eukaryota; Metazoa; Arthropoda; Insecta; Lepidoptera; Nymphalidae
Exons: 2
Coding region: 435-1592 (385 amino acids)
Source: RefSeq, a predicted model, not a curated record
UUGCCAAAACAACUUUUUGAAGCUGCGCGUUUGAUUUAUUCUCUAAAUAAGUGUCUUUAACAUUAUUACAUUACGUUGAUUUUGUAGUUACUUUUAUAUCAAAACUGAGAUUAUCUACUUAGAGUAUCUAGUACAACUGAGGGGUCAAUAGGGACGAAACAUUUCAUUUCAUCGAGGUUGUAUCAUGUAUGUGAAGAGACAGUCACUCUAGGGAUAGGGUUGGCACUUUAAAUAAAAAAUAAUUUAAAUUAAUUUUCGAUGAAAUGUAUAAGAAGCUUCAAUUAAUAAGAAAUGCUUUAAAAAUUAAAAAAUAGUUCGUGGGAUCGACAUUUAUACAUCGAUUUCAGCUUUUUUUCUAACGAUUGAUCGAAGAGAGAUUUUUACAAUAAUAGCCUUUCCAUGUACUUUGUUUUCAGAUUUAUGGACUUUCCAUAAUGCCCCGUACAUAUACACCAAACCGAGAAAAAAAAUAUAAAAAAUAUGACGCAAUACUUAUAGAACAGGCAUUAAAGGAGUACAAUAGUACAAACAUGUCGUUAAAAUAUAUUUCACAAAAAUAUAACGUCUCCAAAUCAGUUCUUCAUAGACACAAUAAUGUUAGUGUGAAAAAGCAAGGAGGUCAAACAGCUUUAACCGAAAACGAAGAGGGACACCUUAUACUACAUAUAAAUAAUUGGUAUAAGGAAUGGGGACAUCCCCUUAAAAUAACAGACUUAAGAUUAUUUAUAAAGAGUUAUUUAGAUUAUUUAGGAAUAGUUAUAAAGAGAUUCAAAGAUAAUAUGCCUGGUCCUGAUUACAUACAGUACUUUUUGAAACGAAAUAAAAGCAAAAUUACUCGUAGGUCGAGCCAAAAUACAAAAGAUUCAAGAGCAGCACUUUCAUCAGAGGUGAUAAAUUCAUAUUUUGAUAAACUAAAAAUAUCACCACAAGGAAUCGAGGACAUUAAUUUGAACAGUAUUAAUUCAAGUAUAUCUGGAAAAUCUGACCCUAGGAAAAUCAUAAAAAUUAAGAAAAAGUUUACAAAAAUACCACAAAAAGUAUCUAUAGAUCAAAAAGAAAAAAAUGAUACUAGAAUUAAUGAAUUUGGUAAAGCAAUGGAUAAUGAAAAAAACCUAAGUGAGCCUUCGAAUAUUCAACCGGUGCAAGUAAAGAAAACAGAUAAUUCAAUACAUGUGAACAAAACUAAAAUGAAAGUCAUAAAAAUCAUAAAGAUGAACAAAUAUAACAACACAGAUAUAGGAAACAACAGAACACCUAUUAUGUUACUUACAAAACCGAUAUUUAAAAAACCUUUCGCUCCACCAUCAAAUCCUCAACAGCACAUUGACAAUUAUGUUGAACAAAACAAUAUUACCAUUGAUUCUAACCAAACCACUAGUAAUCAGAAUAUAGCAACAGUGCCUGUGGUUUUCGAUAACAUACUUACAGUUCAAAAAGCAGUCAAACUAUCUUCUCUUACAACAAAGGAAGAAGAAAAGAUUGAAGUGCAAGCUAAUAAAGAAAACAUUGUGAAAAAGAGAGCAAUAAUUAUAAAGCCGAUAUAUCUAAACAAAAAUAUUAAGAUUAUAUCGGUUAAAAAAGUAGCAAAUUAACAAAAUAAAUUAACUGAUGUUAUUGUAGAAAACAAUGAAGAAUAUUAUGUUAUUCAUGAACGAUAGUCUGUAUUAAUUAUAUAUAUUACAUGUUAACCGACUGAAGAUACUUUUUCAUAUUUUUGUUUGUAUCAUUUGUUUGUUAAAAGAGGAUGUUUUUAGUUAUAUAUUUUUAUUCUAUUAUAAACAGAGAUAUUUUUAUAUAAAAUGUGUCAGACACGGUGCCGUUUUGAGUGUAUUUUAAAUAUUUUUAUUAUAAAAAUUGUGAAAUAUAUUUUCAUUAAAUUCUAGUUGUAAGCCAAAGUAUUCUACCUUCAGAUAUAUCUUUACUCUAGUUCACAUCAAUACUACAUGACCAUCUAUCUAAGCAUGUGUUUUCUUCAUUUAGGCAGCCCUAACAGAUUUUUUGCAUAAUCUCAAUUACAGUAAUUGAUUAUAGCUUUUAAUUUUUUUUCUUUAAAACUUUUCUUACACCUGUUUUUCAUUCCCCACUAAGCUGUAGAUAUCCGGGAACCGCUGCGAAUAUCCUAUCUUGUUUUUAAAAUACUGUAAGUAGUUUAUUGCUACUUUAAAGUCCUACCUAAAAAUUUUUUAAAAUAACAAAAUAAUAUUUGCCUCCAGGUUUCACUUGACAUGUUAAUUAUGCUAUAAAGUGGUAGAGGAUUUAAAAUUUUGUAGUAUAAAAUAUAAACACAGUCCGUACAUAAAAAAAUAGCAUUUUAUUAAGGUUUUAUAAUGUAUUAUAAGUAUAAUAAAACAGGAAUUUCAUUAAAUAAUUUAUUUUGCAUCACAUACAUUUGCAUCUAAAGUGUUUUGCAUAAAUAAAUAGAACAUUUAAUAAUUUUAAUCUUAAAUGUAUAGUUAUGAGAAUCA